UUAAAAGAAGAACAAAGUGAAAAAUGAAUGUAAAAUCGAAUUACUCAAACAUAACAGGCGGCUCCGCGAAGUGCAUUCAUUGUGAGAAAACAAUAAAAACCAGUGGUAAUUCAUCGAAUCUGUCGUCGCACUUGCGCAAUAAGCAUAGCGAAAUUUUUGCAAAAUGCGCGCAAAAAAAGCAGUCGGUGAACUUGGAAAAAGUACUUACAAUAUCUGAAUCCUUCAAGAAUGCUGAAGCCUUUAAAGAAAAUGGCAAUAAAACAAAGGAGAUUAACGAAGCAAUUGUGUACAUGAUCUGUAAGGACAACAUGCCAGUCCGGUGUGUAGAAAAAGAGGGCCUCAAAGGACUUCUCAAAAAGUGUGUGCCGCAUUUUAAAAUACCUUGCAGAUCCACGGCAAGUAUAAGAAAAUGUAAUAUAUUUUGA
Molecule: messenger RNA, 425 nt
Organism: Drosophila ficusphila
Lineage: Eukaryota; Metazoa; Arthropoda; Insecta; Diptera; Drosophilidae
Exons: 3
Coding region: 24-425 (133 amino acids)
Molecular function (GO): DNA binding
Source: RefSeq, a predicted model, not a curated record